Anopheles marshallii is the source of this 2925-nucleotide messenger RNA. Its product is annotated as 116 kDa U5 small nuclear ribonucleoprotein component. Gene Ontology annotation, molecular function: U5 snRNA binding; GTP binding; GTPase activity. Gene Ontology annotation, biological process: mRNA splicing, via spliceosome. Lineage: Eukaryota; Metazoa; Arthropoda; Insecta; Diptera; Culicidae. Gene Ontology annotation, cellular component: cytosol; U4/U6 x U5 tri-snRNP complex; U2-type catalytic step 2 spliceosome. Bases 1 to 2925 code for a protein of 974 amino acids. The transcript has a single exon. The record is from RefSeq and is a predicted model, not a curated record.
AUGGAUACAGCAUCGUACGACGAGUUUGGCAACUAUAUUGGGCCGGAUCUGGAGAGCGACGAUGACGACGACCAAAGCAUCUACGGUCAAGCAGAUCAGCAAGACGACGAGGAGGAGGAGAUGAUGGACGAUGAACCAGAACCGGAGGAGGAAGAAAAACGAUCCUCCAAAGCGGUGGUCCUGCACGAGGACAAACGGUACUAUCCCACCUCACUGGAGGUGUACGGUGAGGAGGUAGAAACGAUCGUGCAGGAGGAAGACGCCCAACCCUUGGACAAACCCUUGAUUGAGCCGGUGAAGCGCAUGAAGUUUCAGCUGAAAGCGCAGGAACUGCCGGAAACUACGUACAAGAUGGAGUUUCUUUCGGAUCUAAUGGACACGCCGACACUCAUCCGGAAUGUGGCUUUGAUAGGGCAUCUUCAUCAUGGAAAGACCACGUUCGUGGACUGUCUGGUGCGGCAGACUCAUCCGCAGCUGCGCAGCAUGGAGGAACGUAACCUUCGCUAUACGGACACGCUGUUUACCGAGCAGGAACGGGGCGUUAGCAUCAAAGCGACUCCGAUGACGCUUGUACUGCAGGAUGUGAAGGGGAAGAGCUUCCUGUUGAACACGUUCGAUACGCCGGGACACGUAAACUUUUCCGACGAAGUAACCGCAUCCAUGCGGCUCUGCGAUGGUGUAGUAUUGUUCGUGGAUGCUGCCGAAGGCGUCAUGCUUAAUACGGAGCGACUACUGAAGCAUGCGAUACAGGAAAGGCUGUCCUUUACGCUUUGCAUCAACAAGAUCGAUCGGUUGAUCCUGGAGCUGAAGCUGCCGCCGCAGGACGCGUACUUCAAAUUGCAGCACAUUGUAGACGAAAUCAACGGAUUGCUAACGCUUCAUGGGGAUUCCACCGUGAAACCCGUUUCGCCCGUGUUGGGUAACGUAUGCUUUGCCAGCUCACUGUACGGAGUUUGCUUCACGCUAAAAUCAUUCGCCCGACUCUACGCGGACACAUACGAUGGCGUUAAUGUGGAAGAAUUUGCCAAGCGUCUGUGGGGCGAUAUGUACUUCCAACCGAAGACACGGAAAUUCACGCGCAAGCCGGCGCACACAUCCGCGCAGAGGAGUUUCGUAGAGUUUGUGCUGGAACCCCUGUACAAACUGUUUGCUCAGGUCGUCGGAGAUGUGGACACGACGCUGGUCGAUACGCUUGCCGAGCUGCAGAUACCGGUUUCGAGCGAGGAGAUGAAGUGCAACAUCCGUCCCUUACUUCGGACCGUAUGCAAUCGAUUUGUGGGCGAUUUUUGUGGAUUUGUGCAGAUGUGCGUGGAACACAUCCGAUCCCCGUUGGAAAACGCGCAGGUCAAGGUGGACCAUAUUUACACGGGGGUGCGCGAGAGUGGAAUCUAUCAGGAUAUGCUGCAGUGCGACGCAAACGCACAGUUGAUGGUGCACAGCUCGAAGAUGUACCCAACGGAAGAUUGUACGUUCUUCCAAGUGUUGGCGCGCGUCAUGAGUGGAACACUGCACGCUGGGCAGGAGGUGCGAGUGCUCGGCGAGAAUUAUACGCUGCAAGAUGAGGAAGAUAGUCGCGUGCUGCAGGUCGGUCGGCUUUGGAUCUAUGAGGCUCGGUACAAAAUCGAGCUGAACCGUGUCCCGGCGGGUAAUUGGGUGCUGAUCGAAGGUAUCGAUCAGUGUAUCGUGAAGACGGCCACCAUUACCGAUGUGCAGAUGACGGAGGAUGUGUUCAUUUUCCGACCGCUCAAGUUUAACACACAGAGUGUCAUUAAAAUUGCGGUGGAGCCGGUAAAUCCGUCGGAAUUGCCCAAAAUGUUGGACGGUUUGCGAAAGCUUAACAAAUCCUACCCAUUGCUGUCGACACGCGUGGAAGAGUCCGGCGAGCACGUUAUUCUUGGCACUGGUGAGCUGUAUCUUGAUUGUGUGAUGCACGAUCUGCGCAAGAUGUACUCCGAGAUCGACAUUAAGGUAGCGGAUCCAGUGGUAGCAUUCUGCGAGAGUGUGGUCGAAACGAGUUCGCUUAAAUGUUUCGCCGAAACUCCCAACAAGAAGAACAAGAUAACGAUGAUUGCGGAACCGCUAGAGAAAGGACUCGCCGAAGACAUCGAGAAUGAGACGGUAUCGAUCGGUUGGAACAAAAAAAAGUUGGGCGAAUUCUUCCAGGUUAACUAUCAGUGGGAUUUGCUGGCCGCUCGAUCGAUCUGGGCAUUCGGGCCUGACUCCACCGGACCGAACAUUCUCGUGGACGAUACGCUUCCGUUCGAGGUGGACAAAACGUUGCUAGGCACGGUGAAGGAUUCGAUCGUGCAAGGAUUCCAGUGGGGUACCCGCGAAGGUCCACUUUGUGAGGAACCAAUUCGAAACGUCAAGUUCAAGAUCUUGGAUGCGGUCAUUGCCCCCGAACCACUGCACCGCGGUGGUGGACAAAUCAUUCCAACCGCAAGGCGAGUCGCGUACUCCGCUUUCCUGAUGGCAACACCACGCCUGAUGGAACCUUAUCUGUUCGUGGAAGUGCAAGCACCAGCCGAUUGCGUUUCAUCCGUGUACACCGUACUGGCAAGGCGCCGUGGUCACGUUACACAAGACGCACCGGUACCGGGAUCACCGCUGUACAUUAUCAAAGCCUUCCUGCCGGCGAUCGAUUCGUUCGGGUUCGAGACGGAUCUGCGCACGCACACGCAAGGCCAAGCGUUCUGUCUGUCCGUGUUUCACCACUGGCAGAUUGUGCCGGGCGAUCCGCUGGACAAGAGCAUUAUCAUUCGACCGUUGGAACCACAGCCGGCCACACAUUUGGCGCGUGAGUUCAUGAUGAAGACGCGCCGUCGGAAAGGUCUGUCGGAGGAUGUGUCGAUCAACAAAUUCUUCGACGACCCCAUGCUGCUCGAGUUGGCACGCCAGGAUGUGCUGUUGAACUAUCCCAUUUAA